Molecule: messenger RNA, 1728 nt
Organism: Magnolia sinica
Lineage: Eukaryota; Viridiplantae; Streptophyta; Magnoliopsida; Magnoliales; Magnoliaceae
Product: protein PHLOEM UNLOADING MODULATOR
Exons: 4
Coding region: 90-1394 (434 amino acids)
Biological process (GO): ceramide biosynthetic process
Cellular component (GO): endoplasmic reticulum membrane; Golgi membrane
Molecular function (GO): ceramide cholinephosphotransferase activity; sphingomyelin synthase activity
Source: RefSeq, a predicted model, not a curated record
CUCUCGUCUUUUCUGCUAAGUUGUGUAAGAAAGAGGCUCCGAAACUUUCUUCCCUCCCAACUCCCAAGUCGAGAGUAGAGAAGAAACACAUGGGCAGGAGGACGCAGCAGCAGCUUCAACGGUACUCCUUCCCCAGAAAUGCCGGUCUGGGCCUGGCCGCCAUUUCCUACGUGGCGAUUGACUAUCUCCGCCACGUGUCCCCACCCUGGCACGAGCGGCUACAGCCGAUGCUCUGGGCCACCCUGGCUCUGGCCUCUGUGGCCCGAGCCCCCUUUUACAGGCAAUGGUCUUUGGAGCUUCACUCCGCUAUUCCUUUCAUCGCCUCCAUGCUCUUCAUGCUCGCCGCUCUCCUCUUCGAAGCCCUGUCUGUUCGAUCCGUCACCGCUGUCCUCGGCCGCGACUGGCACCAAUCAACUCCUCCUCUUCCGGAUACUGGCCAGUGGCUGUUUCUAGCUUUGAAUGAGAAGCUUCCCCAUGUGGUUGUCGAAAUAUUAAGAGCGCGUAUUAUUGGGUUGCACCACUAUCUGAUGUUGUUUCUGAUGCUGGCUUUCUCAGUAUUGUUCAACUCUGUCAAAGCUCCUGGCCUUGGACUUGGUGCAAGGUAUAUGUUCACCAUGGCUAUAGGCCGUCUUCUUCGCGCUGUAUCAUUUAUUUCUACGAUUCUGCCAUCCACCCGGCCUUGGUGUGCUUCGUCGCGGUUUAGAGUGCCCCCACAUCCUCAUCCUUGGGCACAAAAGUAUUAUGUGCCCUAUGCUUCUGACUUUGAUGCGAUCCAUAAGAUAAUACAGAGUGAUAGACAUUAUGUGAAUGUUGGGGAGUUCCCUGGUGAGUAUCGGCCAGACUGGGGAUCAAUGAGCUUCCUAAUCGAUUUUUUGAGGCCCACUGUUUCGGAAGGGUCAUCAUGGUACAAUCUGCUAAAGAAAGCUGGUGGUGGCUGCAACGACCUUCUAUACAGCGGUCACAUGCUUGUUGCUGUUCUGACUGCUAUGGCAUGGACGGAAGCAUAUGGAGGUUGGACAUCUGCUCUUAUAUGGCUGCUUGUUCUGCACAGCGGCCAGAGAGAGAUACGUGAACGGCACCAUUACAGUGUUGACUGUGUUGUGGCCAUCUAUGUUGGCAUCCUCUUGUGGAAGAUGACAGGCUUUAUAUGGUCAGCAAAAGAUGAAUCUCAAAAGGAAAGGCUUGUUCAUCUUGAAAAGAUCCAAGAUCAACUAAUCAAAGCUGCAAAAGAUUCGGACAUGGACCAGGUGAGAGAGCUUUUGAAGGAGGUCGAGCUAGCUGGUCAAGAGCGCCAGAGUUCUACCAAAUGGGCUAUCUGGGGAUUUGCCUGCAUUACAAUCCUUUUCUCGCUUACUAUUGGUCUUCUGGCCUUUACAUGGACAAGUGACGGGUAAUUGCUUGCCGUGUGAAGCUAGAUUUGUAAUGUCGGUUUUGGACUUUCAAUGUUCGUUGGGGUUUUGAGCGUUCAUGUUGUAACAGUGUGAUAGGAUCUUACUUAGGAAGUUGCCUUUCAUAUAAAAAAAAAAAAAAAAACAUCUUGAUUGCAAGAAGGGAAACAUUACUACUGCAACCAUCACAUGCGCAGUCUGGCACAAGUGUGUUCUAUCUUGUGUGUAUUGCGUGGUAACGUUUCCCUCCAAAUCAUGGUAGCAUUAAAGCAAGGGUUGCGGCCUUAUUUUCACCUUUGACAUCCAUGAAAAUGAAGUAGACAUCCAUGCUUCAUUAUCA